Messenger RNA from Benincasa hispida (wax gourd), 2141 nucleotides. Its product is annotated as pre-mRNA-splicing factor. NCBI's taxonomy places the organism in Eukaryota, Viridiplantae, Streptophyta, Magnoliopsida, Cucurbitales, Cucurbitaceae. The record is from RefSeq and is a predicted model, not a curated record.
UCCAUGAGAGAGAAAAGAUUUAUUCGACACGUAUAGAGUGGCCAACGGAAUCUCAUUCCUUCAUAUAAAAAUAUCUCAGGCAGACGAGCAAGAAAUAAUGCGUAGAAUCGAAGGGGGAAUGAACAAACAAUCGCGUACAAAAUGAUUCAAAUGCCGUGCAUGAAUCAAAUCGUUUGCUAUUGAAUCUCAUCCCAAGAUUAUAAAGCUUGGUGAGAACGUUGUGUUGAUACAUGAACACCGGUUUCUGAGGUCACUCCGUUGGCUAUUCUAAUUUCAUUUGAAGUCAGGUUCAUUAACUGGAUUUAAUUUAUAGCCUCAUACGAUGGAGAACAAUGGUAUGAAAGCAGAAUUUCGUAAGCCAUCUUCUGAAACAACUGGCAGAAAGUAUAGGCGUCGAUCUUCUGUGAGUGGGUCAUCAUCAUCGGAUGAAAGUCCUAAACGAGACCGCAGUUCUAGUCCAAAGCUCUUGAAAGAUGUUGCUUCAAAAGACUCUGAACGGAAACCAAGAAGGAAAGAGGAUGAAAGGGAUUUGAAUAAGGAUUCUAGAAAUCAUCAUAGUCGAAGUUCUGAUUCUUAUAGAUAUUCUGAUCGGAAAUCCUCUAGAAGUUCGCAUGGUUACUCUAGGCAUGAUGAUUAUGCCAGACAUGACAAAUAUGCAGAUGAAGAAAGAGAUUAUGAGCGGUUAUCCUCUCGUUCUAGUAGGGAGUCAAAGGGUGGUGCACAUUAUGAUCAUGCACGACGAGAGAGUGAACAUUUCCAUUCACGAGAAUAUUUCCGAGAUGUAGAGAAAAGUUCUCGAGAUAAAUAUGAUGGUUCUGGACAUAGAAGUAGGGAUGGGGAUUCAUUAUCUGAGAGACAUGGUUUUGGGAAUAGAAGGCACGUGAACUCUGAAGAAAUUGAGAAACAUAGGAAUACAAGAGAUCGAGAUGGUCGAGAUGAGAAGAGAGACAAUAUGAAGCAUUCUGGAGACUACAAAAAUGAACGGGUUCUCUCCCAUGACAAUCCUAAGGGAAAUCGAUAUGACUUAAUCUUAGGCAGGGAUGAAAGUAAGCACCGUACAAAAGAAAUUCAUAAGAGUGACCGGAAGGACCUUGAUGAUGAAAAGUUCGCUAAAGAGGAGAGGAAACAUGAUGCCAGAGAAACUAACUGGGACAAGGGCCAAGGUAAAGAAUCGAAGGGAAAAUAUGAUGGUAAAGGUGUUUUUGUUGAUGAAAAUCAAGGAUUGCCUGCUAAGAAACCUAAAUUGUUUAGCUUGGGAAAAGAAGUUAAUCAUGAAGAGGAUGUUAUGAAAUUUGAAUAUGCAGCUGAAGAGAAUCAAUCUUCAACCUCUAAGCAAGACCAGGAUGGAAAAAUGAGUGUAGGACUAGGGCAAUCUGGCGACUCUGAUUUUGCUGCUGACUUUAGUGCUGCAAAAGUUGCUGCAAUGAAAGCUGCUGAAUUAGUUAAUAAGAACCUUGUUGGAGUGGGUUAUAUGACCACCGAUCAAAAGAAGAAGUUGCUAUGGGGGAGCAAAAAGAGCACUGCCGUAGAGGAGUCUGGACACCACUGGGAUACGGCAUUGUUUACUGAUCGCGAACGGCAAGAAAAAUUCAAUAAACUCAUGAGUCUGAGGUUGCCUUGGUGCCUAUGGCCAAUUGUAGGGUGUGAAGGGCGAGCGGAAGAUGGAGCCCCGACCGACCAACCAAGAUGGCAACGAACUUCUCCGGGCCGAAAAGCAAAAGGAACUCCAGAUGGAUUUAGAAAAACAAUACACUGCUGGACUUCGAAGAAGAGAUGGUCGAACUGUUGGAUUAGGUCUUUAAGCGUGUUUAUCAUCUGGCUGUGGUUAUUUCUGUGGUUUGAUGAAAUUGUUAUGAGAAUCUUUUCUUUAUGUUGCUGCACAAGAGUUGUGUUGAAUGUGCUUUCCACAACCUUCAACAGUAUGUUCCUCCCCUCUCUGCCUCACUUAAAAACCAUAGGACUGUGGCCUUGUGCAUUUACGAAGGUGAGAAAAUCAUCAGGUUGUCUCCAGUCCCUGAAUUUACUGGCCAGUUUCAUAUCUGAGUUCCAAUUUCUAGUUUCGACGUCUUUGCAGGAAGUGAUGGAUACCUUCGAAUUCUUAGUCAAAUUUUAAAAACUUGUUCAAAUUUUAAAAACAAAAA